Molecule: messenger RNA, 550 nt
Organism: Salpingoeca rosetta
Lineage: Eukaryota; Choanoflagellata; Craspedida; Salpingoecidae
Exons: 5
Coding region: 68-550 (160 amino acids)
Source: RefSeq, a predicted model, not a curated record
CUGAAUUCAGUUAUGUUGAAUACUGAAAUCAGUUCCCCUUCUAAUUGAAUGUCAAACGACAACGAAGAUGGCCGACAAGGACGAAACGCACGUCGUGGUGGACUUGGACGACGAUGUCGCCCUGCCCGCGCACACACAUGUUGAUGACGACCAACAGCAGGGACAACAGCACCAGCAACAACGACGGCAAGGACAACAAGGGCGGCAAGACAAUGGAUUUGGAUUGGAUGUCAACGGACUAACUGCAGCCGUCGGGACGCAGGUACUGAAAUCUGGCUCCGAGUCCGCAUCGAGGCUUGUGUCAACAUAUGGUCGCAUCGAUUUGUUACGCCCUUACUUCGACCUUGACCCAAAGGACUUGCGCCAGCGCCUGCUUGCCUCCAUCUGGCCACGCUUUGCCCGGCAGCCUCAGGCCAUUGCAACAGACCUGUACGGCCCGAUGAUGCUUGCGCUGACGUUGUCUGCUGUGCUGCUCCUCUCCAUGAAGCAAUCCGGCCACAUUCUCAGGUACACAUACGCGACCAUAUACGGUAACAUUGCUGGACUGUGA